AUGGCGAUUACUCCUGUUAGACUUGAAUCCUGUCGAUCGGCAUCUUGCGAGACCAGCCACCUCUGGCAGUUCUCUACGAUGCCCUCGUGCUUCUCGACCAGUCUACUGACCCGGGAAUGGCAAUCAUUGUCUGAGAUGUACGCACACGAGGCUCGUCUCAGAGAUUCAGACGGGCUAUCGUCUUCAUGUUGGCCACCUUCUCGCGCCAUCAUCACCACUAGACUCAACUCCUCAGGCCACUUUCGAUGCGACUCUGGCCUGACCAAACACGCCAAUGGAUGUUUCCCCUCAUCCCCCUCCUCCAUCGACUUGUACCCUGCUGCUGCAUGCACCGCACGUGGCAGACGCAUCCAUACCUGGCCGCUAAACUUCACCUGGAACUCGUGGACCACAUGGAUCUUCAACGGACGAUACGUUCCCAUCGACAAUACGGCCAACCAUAUCGCUGCCAUGGUCGAUUAUUGCCUGCCGUAG
This is a messenger RNA of Colletotrichum phormii, 474 nucleotides long. RefSeq lists its product as uncharacterized. Lineage: Eukaryota; Fungi; Ascomycota; Sordariomycetes; Glomerellales; Glomerellaceae. The coding region runs from base 1 to 474 and encodes 157 amino acids. The record is from RefSeq and is a predicted model, not a curated record. The transcript has a single exon.